GGGGCGCAUUUACGCAUUUGGAGGAGCCGAGCGAGGCAACUUGCGGGACUCCCUUGUUGCUGUCGAACAUGGGCCGCCGACGUUGUUGCUUCCACUUGGGAAGCCGAGCGACGACGUUAGCCUAAAAAAAAAAAAAAAAAAAAAAAAUUAAAAAAAAAAAAAACAAGAGAAAGAAACCAAAGAAAAGAAGAACAAGAAGAAAGACGGGCAAAGUUUUAAACAAAGAGGAUAACACCGCGCGUGCGUGGGGAGAAACAAUCCGGAUUUGUCGCACAUCCGAGCGCACAAGGAGCGAAAAGUGGAACUCGCAAAGCUCUUCCAGGGACUUUGGGAAGUUUGAUGCAGGCUGAGGGUCAGCCAAGACAAGUUGACGAAAGUGGGACAACACCCUGGACUGGUCAACAACGUCCACCAAUCACCUGCAGGACGGGGAAUCCAUUCCACGGCUUAUGCAUGAAAGGCUAUCUGAAGUACUACACCAAUGGUCCUGAUACAAAUGACCAUCCACCCAUACAUCCAUCUAUCCAUAAAUUAUUUUACACGAAGUAUCCUGUUCAGUGUGAGUUUAGCCUGUCGACGAAAGGUGGAUUAUACCCUGGACUGGUUCCCAGUCAAAGGUCGUUGGCAUAAGGGGAGCAGUCGGCCGUCUCUGAGCUCCGAUGCCAGUGGACAUGCAGCCACACCAGGGGCUGUAUCACUAUGACACCUCGCCCUCCAGAGGCUUACUGCCACCGGACCAGUCUCCGUACAGCGAUGUCCCCUCGCUGCGAGCCCCGCUCCUCAACGGCCCUCCUCAGGACUGCAGAGCCAUGUACAAUCCCGUGACUCCCGGUAUGGGUCACGGAUCGGGACCGGCCCAGAGCAUCGGCCACUGCUUGGAUCAAUACAUGAGGCCUCCCCAGGCCCCGCUACCCCUCGGCAUGAUGGGCCACCGGAGUAUGGCGCCCACGGAAGGCAACAGCGCCCCCUACUGUACACAGAACAACAUGAUGUCCUCCCAUCACAACUUCUGCCAGUCGGCCUCGGAUCAGAUUGGCUCAGGUGACGGCUCGAGGUUUUCCACGCCGCGCUCCAUCCUGAAGCUGAGUAAAAAGCGAGCGUUGUCCAUCUCACCGCUCUCCGACCCCAGCGUGGACCUGCAGACGGUCAUCCGAACGUCGCCCAACUCCCUGGUGGCCUUCGUCAACGCUCGCUGCACGCCCAACGGGGCCGGCUCGUACGGCCAUCUGUCCGUCAGCGCCAUGAGUCCAUCAAUGGGCUAUUCUGGCAACAUGCACUGCCAAUCCAGACCUCAGGGCUCCAUGUACGCAGGAGUAGGCGGGGGAACACCUCACGCAUCGGGCCCGUGCCAGGCUUCCCGACUCCCCGCCCACAACCCUCGUCUCCACGCGCCGCCCAAACACGGACAACUAAAGACCGAGCCCGGGUUGGGAGUGGUGAUGGAUGGCAUGAAUGUGAAGAGCCUGGAGGAGAGGUCUGAGGGAGAUGUGGCCAGCCCUUCGUCCACCGGUACUCAGGACCCCCUCUUAGGUCUCCUGGACGGCCGAGACGACUUGGACAAGGAGGACGGCAAGCCCGAACCGGAGGCCGUCUACGAAACCAACUGCCACUGGGAGAGCUGUAACAAGGAGUUUGACACGCAGGACCAACUCGUUCACCACAUCAACAAUGAGCACAUCCACGGCGAGAAGAAGGAGUUUGUGUGCCACUGGCAGGAGUGUUCUCGCGAGCAGCGGCCAUUCAAGGCCCAGUACAUGCUGGUGGUCCACAUGCGCAGGCACACUGGGGAGAAGCCGCACAAGUGCACUUUUGAAGGCUGCAACAAAGCAUACUCCCGUCUGGAAAACCUGAAGACGCACCUGCGCUCUCACACUGGGGAGAAACCCUACGUGUGUGAACACGAGGGCUGCAACAAGGCCUUCUCAAACGCCUCCGAUCGGGCUAAACACCAGAACAGAACCCACUCCAAUGAGAAACCCUACGUUUGCAAGAUUCCCGGCUGUACCAAACGGUACACGGACCCGAGCUCGUUACGUAAACACGUGAAGACGGUGCACGGCCCCGAAGCCCACAUCACCAAGAAGCACCGAGGCGACACGGGCCCUAGGCAGCCCGGCUCAGCCAUAACCCCCGGAGGUCCGGGCGCCGAAUUGCUGCUGGAAAAGGAGGAGAAACGCCGGGAGGACUGCAAACUGAUGGCUCCUGAUACCACUCUGAAAUCUCAGCCAAGCCCUGGCGGCCAGUCGUCCUGCAGCAGCGAACGCUCCCCGCUGGGCAGCACCAACAACAACGACAGCGGUGUGGAGAUGAACCUGAACGCGGCGGGCAGCCUGGAAGACCUCACGGCCCUGGAGGACGGCGGAACGGCCGGGGGAGGCGGAGGGGAACCGGGAAGCACGGGAGCGACGAUGGGAAUGUCGGCGCAGGCUCUCAAGAGGCUGGAGAACCUCAAGAUUGACAAGCUGAAGCAAAUCCGCCGACCGACGCCCCCUAGCCGUUGCCUCCCCAACAAGCUACCCGUGCUUCCUUGUUCGGGUGAUACAAUGGGAAUGUGCACCCCAUCUCCACUCUCAAAUCGGCGUGUCAUGGAGCUAUCCAACCAUGAGCUCGGAGGCGGGACUUCCAUCGGUGCCAAUGCCAACGACCGGAGAGGAAGCGGGACGAGCAGCCUGAGCUCCGCCUACACCGUCAGCCGCCGCUCCUCCAUGGCGUCACCCUACUUGUCCAGCCGCCGCUCCAGUGACGUCUCUCAGAUGGGGGCAGCAGCUGGGGGUGGGUGCCACCUUCUGGGCCAAGAUCAGAGCGGUGGGGAUCCCCUCUCCCCCAAGACCAGUCGUAGGGAAGUUCCCUGUACAGGAAGUGGCGGGCUGCCAGCUCUUUCGAACCUGACUCCGGCGCAGCAGUACAGUCUAAAAGCUAAGUAUGCCGCCGCCACUGGUGGCCCACCACCUACUCCCUUACCCGGGAUGGAUCAGCCAGCCACUCCCGGCAGAAGAGGAGGUGUUUUGGGCGAUUACCAGGGUCAACCGCUGCCUCCUUUCCUUCAGCAAGGUGGUACCAACACAGAGUACGGCACAGGUGUGAUCUACCCUCACCAGGCUCCUGGCAACACCAAUAGGAGAGCUAGCGAUCCGGUAAGAUCAGCAGCAGCAAACCCCCUAGCCCUCCCGAAACGGUUCAACAGCCUCAAUAAUGUGUCUAUGAUGGGCCGGAGAAAUGCCCUGCAACACCAAGACCACCGCAGCACCAGCAUCACUCGCCACAUGUAUUCCCCUCGGCCCCCUAGCAUUACAGAGAAUGUCAUGAUGGAGUCCAUGGGUAUGGAGCCCCAGCUACCCCCUUUGGAUGUCAGAGACCGUUCCAUGAUGAUCCCACCUGGCGAACGGGGCUUUAUGGGGUACCAGCAGCAGCAGACGCUUGGAGGAGGUGGCGGACCACUUUCAAAUCAAGUAUCUCCAAGCCAUGACCCCCUGGGCUGCCCAGACCAAAGUUACUUGAAAGGGAAUUACCAGAACCAAGGAGGGGAAGUUACUCCCAGGGUUGGUGGAAAUCCAAUGGGUCAACCAAGGCCUGCUCACCGAGAGGGUAUGUCUCGUACACUUCUUCAACAGGCCGAGUUCAGUAUGAGCAACUGUCAGCUCAGCCCGUCAGGCCACCAUUACCCGACCUUGGGACAGGGGGGCGAGGCCGGAACUGGUCAAUGGCGUGACGGUCACAACCAGAUCCAAAGUUCUCUCCAGGACCAACGCAGCUUGCAAUAUUCAGACGCAACUAUGCAGCCUCAACAGACACAAGUCCACUUCAACAAUCAGAGGGCUCUUUACAACAAUCCAGAGGGAGUACAUAAACUCACCAUUAAGCCUGAGCAGCAGUUCCACCCCGGCAUGGGAAGUGCUAAUGCCUGUCAAAGUGCUAAGCUUCAGCAGCAGCAGCAGCUACUCCUCCAGCAGGUUCAGGGUUAUACCCCACAGACAGGGAGUCGAGCUAUGAUGAGGAACUCAAACAGCAUGAGCUGUGACUUUCAAGGACAGACCCAGAACUCCUUCCCCAAUGGUGGGAGCUUGAGUUUGGGUUGCGCUGGUACCUCUCUUUCUGAGGGCCAGAGGCCCGAAACCCCCAUGAUACAGGUAAAGGAGAUGAUGGUGAGGAAUUAUGUGCAGUCCCAACAAGCGCUCAUGUGGGAGCAAUCACAAGAACAGCAGCAGAGCCCAAUAAAACCACCUCCACUUUCAGACAACAUGGAUCUGGCUGGCCAGGCCUCGAUGAUGCAACAUAGCCCUCAGCACCAAAACCAUAACAUGUACUCAAACCAUUCAUACGCUUCCUACCCCAACCACAACCUUGUCAUAAGCCCUCCGACACACAGCCGAGGUUCCAGCUCGGCCGCACCUAAAGAGCAGCAGAUGAUGGGGCUCCAAGGCGCUUGCUACGGCCAGGAGAUGGUGGUCCCAAGGCCUCCUCCUCAAGGACGGAAACCUUUGAGUCGCCAGAACAGCUUGUCACAAGUCGGAGGAGGCUACAUGGGAAGUCCACAACAGCUCAGCCCUGCCCACUCCACUGCCAGCCCGAGAAGAGCCGUCCGGUUGCCUCCGGUCCAGCACCCGCAGCAACCACAGCAUGAAAUAUUCUCCCCUUCCAAUAAUAAUGUUUACUACUCGGGUGAUAUCCAUAUGGACAUGGUGAAACACAUGGAUACCCAGAAUGGGCAUCGUCUCCCACAGCAACACAGCAUGGGAGCCAACCUAGAGCCAACAGCUGGUACAAAAUCCGCUCCCAUGGCUCCCUAUACUGAUUCCGGCCCCAUCCCCAACGCCUUAGAAAACCUGGACCUGGACAACGCUCGCAUAGACUUCACUUCGAUCAUUGACGACGCCGAGCCCUCUUCCUUUAGUCCGCUUAACCAUCCUAAUCAGGGUGAGCCGGGGUCUUCCUCGCAGACAUCGUCACGUCUCACCACCCCGCAGACCUCUGUCACCCUGUCCAACAUGGCGGUGGGUGACAUGACGUCCAUGCUCACCUCGCUGGCUGGGGAGAAUAAGUACCUAAACACUUUGUCGUAGAAGACGACACCAGGACAACAAUCAAAGAACCUUGUUUUUAUGUUGCCCAAUAGAAACAUCUCACCAGCACAUACUAGUCCAGUUCGGGGAAAAAUGCUUUUUUUUUUUCAGUUUUGUUUCAUGGAUUAUUCAUCAAGGACAAAAGGCCUUAAUUCUUCUAAUUAUGUUUCUCAUAAAGGAAGGACAUGGGACUGACAAAGAUUAUUUUACCAACUGGAUCCCUUUGCUACACAGACAAUAAUACGGACUUGAACGACAAUCCACGCUAUCAAAACUUUCAAACCAAAGGUGCCUAUUUGCUCCCUUGCCGCCUUUCUAUGGAAGUAUGUCCGAGCAGUCUUGAGUUUGAAUUUCUCAGUUAAAAUUGGAAUUUCUCUGGGUUGCAAUUUAAAUUUUUGACAUUGAAUUUGAAUAUAGAUUUAUUAUUAUUUUUUUUUUCAAUUUAGCAUAAAAGAAUUCGACAUCUCAACAUCGCUGCUGAAUUUUUGGAGGUGUAGAAUUUUUUUUACAAUUAAAAAAACGUAUACAAAAAAAAAAAUUUGCGUCUCAAUUUAAUUUCAAAUUCAGAAAUUCUAAUUCAAAAUCAGAUGGCACAUAUAUUCUUCAAUUCCUUUCUCCUUUUCAGUGUUGGAAACAGAGCUGUUUGCAUUCCCCCCCCCCCCCCCCCCCCCAAAAAAAAAUGGGGCAUUCCAGUGGCAACCAGAAGGAUGCGAUGUACAUAACUUAUACAUACAUUUAUGCUGUAAUAUGUUGUGUAUAUGGUAAUAAGACGGCGGGCAAAUCUUUUGUCUCGUGAUGACGUUUUUUUGUUUUUCAGCGUUCAUGUGGUUGUUAAUAUGAUGAAGUUGUUUUAGUGGUCAGGGGGAUAACAAAUGUGUACUAUUAACCUUAGUAGUCUGUACAAGUGGCCCAGCAGUAUUUCCACACAGUGUAUUGUACGCGCAUAGCCUAUCACACAGACACUCAGGUUGCUGUUUUAAAAUUACUUGGAAUUGCCUUUCCUAAAACAUAGUUUGCACUCCACUCGUUUACUGUUUAGCUUUCCAAGAGCAGCUGUAUUGCAUCAACCGUAUUGCGUGUGUGCAACUAUUCCCUCUGCAGUUGGUUUUGUAUCAGGGGACAGGGAUUUGACAACAUUUCAAUUGAUUGUCAUGCCCCAAAAUAUUUUGAAUUGGAAGGGAGAAAUGCUCCGUGAAUGAGGUCGGCAUACAUGUGGAGUUGAGUCAUAUUUCGUCUUCGGACGGCAAUUGACAGCCGGUUGCAGGCAAGUUGUGCACUCCAUUCUUGCCUCAUUUGCUUUCGUUAAUCAACAAUGAAUGAACAGUCAAUCAGUUGAUACAUAUGAACUCAAGGAGGCUCAGGAUGAAGGCCAUUUUAAGGAAAGCAUAUCUCUUGAUACAUGCCAACCGUUUCAUGAGAAAACAAAUACUGUAUGGUAAAUGACAUCACGGGCAGCACGCUGGCCAAGUGGUUAGCACACCUGCCUCACACUUCUGAGGUUCGGGGUUCGAAUCCGUCUCCAUGUACCGGUACUCCCUGUGCUCGCGUCGGUUUUCUCCAGCUACUCUGGCUUCUUCCCACAUUCCAAAAACAUGUAUUUUAGGUUAAUUGAAGAUUCUAAAUUGUCUAAAGAUAUGAAUGGGAAUGGUUUGUUUGUCUUUUUGUUCCUUGCGAUUGGCCGGGUGGACCAGUCAAGGGUGGACCACGCUUGCCUCGCCAAAAGUCAGCUGGGAUAGGCUCCAGUUUACCAGUGGUAAAGAAAAUGGAUGGCUGGAUGAACACUACAAUUGUAAUGAAAGCACGGUGCAUUGAGGUACGCCUCUGCCAGUAGGGAAAUGAAUCACUCACACUUUGGCUUUGCACUGACCGCAGACUGUUUGCAUUACCGUCACUGCAAUAACAUAAAAUGCUAUCACUUUUUAAGUCAUGCAACAAGGCAGCUGGACUUUGAAGGCCACGUAUGAACGCUUUGCAGAAAAUAAGAGAACUACCAAAGACACACCUGAAAGAACGCAUCACUUAAAACACUAACCAAUAAUAAAGCAUGGACCCAUAGUGUUGUUUAUUAGAAUGUACAAGACGUUUUGUAUAAUUUUAUUAUUAUUAUUUUUUUUUUUUAAUGAAUGAAUUUUAUGGAUGCUGCCUUCGACGUGUGCAUGUGUGUUUUGUUUUCAUCUUUUCUUUGGGACUUUUUUGCUGGCAAAAGAAUAUCACCUUUAGCAAACGUAAAAGCUAUCAGAGUACGUAGCAAUAACUCUAUAAUAGAUACAAAGCCAAGUUUUAUAUUUUCUGUACAAUUUUUCUGCACUUUUUUUUUUAUUGUUUUUUUUUUUGUUUUGUUUUUUUUUAUACAAAUGUUCUAUAUUUUACCGGUAUGAAUAAAGAUGUUCAGUUUGCAAUGAA
Phyllopteryx taeniolatus (common seadragon) is the source of this 7463-nucleotide messenger RNA. RefSeq names its product GLI family zinc finger 1 (gene gli1). The transcript has 14 exons. The record is from RefSeq and is a predicted model, not a curated record. NCBI's taxonomy places the organism in Eukaryota, Metazoa, Chordata, Actinopteri, Syngnathiformes, Syngnathidae. Gene Ontology annotation, cellular component: nucleus. Gene Ontology annotation, biological process: regulation of transcription by RNA polymerase II; smoothened signaling pathway. Bases 660 to 5060 code for a protein of 1466 amino acids. Gene Ontology annotation, molecular function: DNA-binding transcription factor activity, RNA polymerase II-specific; RNA polymerase II cis-regulatory region sequence-specific DNA binding.